AGUCACCAAGUCCAGCGGACCUGGCACUCUCCUUGUUUUCUGAUGCAUUUCCACUCACACAGUGUCUGUUUCCACCACUUGGAGUGCUGUUAGAAACCAUAAACCUCGAAUAGUUGCCUCCGGUAUUACAGAGGCAUGUCUUCGGCUGCGGGCCAACCUCCCGUAGCUCCACGGCUACUCAGCUAGCUCCGUUAGCCGCUAAUGAGCGCACACGGCGACUGCUUCUCGACCUCGGCAUGCCUCGGAGAAAGAAGAACGACCAGAGCCCGGCGAGGCUACCCGGCGGGCCGCCAGAGGGGGGAAGCCUCGGCCACAACUCGGGUUACCAACUACCUCAGCUGUACGAGGGGGCAAUGGCGAGCGACUUUCCGGGCGGCGCGUCGGUAUCCAGCGCCGAUAAGGAGAAGAUGGUCAGAAGCAUGCAGGAGAUGUUCUCACACCUGGACCCCGAAGUUAUUUACAUCGUGCUCUCUGAGUGUGACUUUAAAGUUGAAAAUGCGAUGGACUCCCUCCUGGAGUUGUCUGUGGCAGCAGAAGAUGCAGUCCCGAUCCCUCCUCCUGUUUCUGGCUUCGAGCACACUGCUGCAGCCCUGCUCAGUCCAAGACACUUUUCUAAACCAACACCAGACCCAGACUUCUCCAAACCAUCGCAGCAGCCUUCAUCUCCUCCCUCCACGAACCUCCUGACAGAAGAGUUGGACCUGCUAGUUGAUCAGGAGCUACAGACACUAACCGGACUGCAAGAUCAGAAGGAGGAGCAUCAUAACAGCAAGUAUUUACCAGCUGGUACAUCCCUUUCCUCUUUCCCUCCACCACCUGUUCCUCAGCAGGCCCUCCCUGAGCUGCUUCAGUCCAGCCUGGAGCCUGGAUUCAGAGGGCCCUCUGCCGAGCAGCCAGGCCCAGUGGGAGCCUUGUCUGGAGCUUCCUCUCCCCCCAACCAGCUCAGCACGUGGCAAGAUGACAUUGCUGAGGGGCAGCAAUCUGUUUUGGAUUUCACACACCUGACAACAGAAACAUCUGCAGACAAGCCCAAACCUCCUCUGGACCUGGCAGCCUCUGGGCGUCCCUCAGCUUUUCAGGUGUAUAAAAAGCAAGACCCUCCACACACUCUCUCAGACAGGACUGGGCUCAUGCAACCUGAUGCAGUGGCCGGUGGAGCAAGAUCUAAGGUGGACAUGCUUAACUCCUCUUGGAACCCAGAUGCCCCAGUUUUUUUGCCCCGUAUCCAUGGAAACCAGGGCCCGGCCUUCAUUACUCCUGUGGCCCAGUCCCCCUCCAACUGGCCCAGCCAGCCCAGGCAUGCCUCUUCCUGGCUGAGUCAGGGCCCUGUCAUUCAGGCACCUCUCAAACCUUCUGCUACUAUUCCAAAAUCGUGGGCCGUACCUGCUGCUCCGCAGGUCUCAGCUAAGAGCAGCAGGCUUUGUUUGGAUGGGAAGCUGCUGGUGCUGCUUCGGGGAGCUCCAGGAUCUGGCAAGUCAACCAUGGCAAGAGCCUUGCUGGAGCAUAAUCCAGGUGGAGUCAUACUCAGCACUGACGACUAUUACUACCGUAAUGGAACUUAUCAGUUUGACCCCACUACUUUGGGGGAGGCUCAUGAGUGGAACCAUAAACGAGCCAAGGAGGCUUUUAUGAGGGGAACUAAACCUAUCAUCAUUGACAAUACCAACAUGCAGGGCUGGGAGAUGAGACCCUAUGUAGCUCAGGCACUAAAACAUGGAUAUAAGGUGCUGUUCAGAGAGCCGGACACCUGGUGGAAGAACAAACCCAAAGAGCUGGAGAGACGUACCACACAUAACAUACCAGUGGAAAAAAUCCGCCGCAUGCUUAAUGGAUACGAGCGCUUCGUCACGAUCCAGGCGAUUAUGGGCUCAAAGAUGCCUGAGCGGAAACAGCAGCUCCUUCUGGAGAACAGAGACUCACAGCCACUGUCUCCUGAAACACCUUGUCCUGACCUUGUAGAUCAGCCUGGGUUGACUGAAAAAUGCAAGAAAUCCCGUCCUCAGCUGUUUUCCUCCCUCCCCGAUGUGUCAUCUGUUGGUCGCUCUGGAGAGGUGGGAAUGCUUGAAGACGGCACCCACAAAUCCACAGAAUCGCUCAAUGUCCAACUCAGUGAAAGAUCCACAGAAAACCAUGAAAUUUCUAUUGGGGACGACUUUGAUUUAGGGGACUUGGAUUCUGAGCUGGAUGACCAAGUGAACCAGCUGAAUCCUCCAAAUGGAGACCAGAGAAUCCCAGACUGUAUUGUGGAAUCAGUGAUGAAUGAAGAUUCAUGCAGAACUGAAAAACCUGUUGCUUUCUCUGAAUCUAUUGGACAGAGAGUGAGGAGAGAAAGGCCGAGCAGGAGGUCUGGAUUUGACAACAUGGAGCCUGCAGAUCCAGUAAAAGAUACCAACCAGGAAAAGACAAAUGAAGAGGAAUCAGAAGGGGCUGAAUUAGCAGCGCACAUGGGAGAGAAGGAAAUGCAUAAGAUGUUGAAUUUUGUAGGAGAUUGGCCUUCUGAAGGGCCUCUUGAGCAGCGACAGGUGAGAAAAAGAGACACCCAUGAAGAAGUACAUGGGAGUGAAGAUGAAGAUGCAUCUCAAGAAUGCAAUGACCAUGAAAAAACAGUGAGCACACACUCGGGCCCUGAUUUAACCGAGCUUCAGAAACUUUUUGAUCUUAUCCAGACUGGUGUAGUCGCAGCUGAGACCAGCUCUUCCCGCUCACGCUCCAUUUCGCUGAGUUCUGGAGAGGAACUGGAGAGAGAGGAUGAGGCAGGCGGCUUGUUUGAGGAAUCUCAUGGCAGUAGAUCUAACAGUGAGGAGAGAAAGCUAAACAUUGGCAGGGUUAACAUCAGCAGAGAAUUACCUGACUGUGUGUUAGACUGGAACGCAGCUGACUCUUGUGUUAUCAGGGAAAUAAAAAAUGAUAACAUUGGAACAACAAUCACCGAAAGGACUGACAGAGAAGCUCUGUCCGUGGGUUUGAAAGCACCCGAUGCAGAAAAUCCUUUUCCAACUUUUAUUGAGAAGACUGAGGAGGAAAAUGUAGCCCACAGUAUUGAAGGUGAGACUGGAAUAGAUGUGGACAGCUGCACAGAGAACAGCAGAGAAACAAGAAUUGAGGCUGAUGGCAGCCACAUUAGUGACACAUGUCAGAGUAUUGUGAGCGAGGGCUCUGUGGAAACAGAAAGUAGUCCCUUCAGUCAGGAGAAGAAACAGCGUCAGGGUCGCAGAUCAGGGAAGCAGUGCAAGCUAGCCCUCACCUUCACUCAAAACUGCCCCGAUUCCUUAUUGAACACUCUGGACAGUCUCAAUACCACAGCUCAAGACCUAGACAAUAGUCAGAACAGCAUCAACUGUGAUGUCAAACCUAACUUUAAUCCUAAUACCAGUCUUAUCCUUGAAACAAACGUUGGGGCCAAAUCUGCGACAGACCAGCAGCAGGCUUCCCCUCUUCCUCUGGUGGACACAGGCCGCUUCACUCAGACAGAGCCUCAGGACUUUGCUCUUCUUUGGCGUCUCAAUCGUGCAGGCAGCCCUGAUGAUGCAGUUUUCACUGUAGGUAGCCAUGGCAGUGACGUCAGAGUCGUCUGUGGCGACUCUUCUCGUUUUGUGCCGGAGCUCUCCUCUGCUGUUUCUGCAGCAGUUGCAGUUCACCCGUCUGGCCACAGGGAGGUACCCUACCAUGUAGUGCAUGAGAAAGGCACACAGGUGGAGGAGAGAGAAUUUGGAGUAACUCAAGACCGGCUUGAGAACCUGCGCAUUCUCAGUCGCCAUUUUAAGCUAGUUAGUUUUGACACAUUAGAAGACCUAUAUGACAAAUGCCAUCAGGACUUAGAGUGGACCACCAACCUGCUGCUGGACUCUGGAGAGAGGUUCUUUAGAGAUGAAGAUUGUGAGGGGGAGGAGGUUGGUGCAGCUGAUGAAGAUGACUACCACGCAUCCACUCUGCAUGCAGCUUCAUCUGAGGCUAUAGAAACCAGUUCAUGUCCUAUUGUGUUCGAUCAGCAUCAACCUGAAGACAGGCCAAAGAGAGAGACAAAUGUGAUAGAGGAUGGAUCCCAGCAGUCAAACUGUGAGACAGCUACAGAGUCAGAUGACAGCGCCAAUAAUACUGAAGUAUCUAGUUUUGGAGGUGCAGCUAUUCCAGCUACGAACAACAAUCCUGAUCCUCAUCCUGAUACAACCUUAGACUUAGAAACAUCUCCACAAGCAGAACCUAACUUGCCUGAAGCAGUAAAGGAAGGAGAGAGAUGUGACGAUGCUGACCACAAAGUGAUAUCUGAGUCUGACCUAGAGGGUGGAGCUUGGGGUGGAAGCUUUGAUAAUAGGGUAACAAUUGAAGACUCAAGAAUUGAGACUGAGGACGACAUUGCCAGCUUGGAGGAGAUCACCCGCCUGCUGCUGGAUAACCUGGAGGAGAUGGAGAGACAGAAAAAGAGCAGGAAUGAGGAGAGACGAAGCCAACACCUGAGUAUUCAGUGUGUGGAGCUGAAACUACCCACUGAACUGGCACUGCAGCUCACUGAACUCUUCGGUCCUGUUGGAAUAGACCCAGAUACCUGCCCAGCUGAUGACUACACAGUGCAGAUGGACCUGAGCUUGGCUAAACUGCUCCACCAGAAGUGGAAGGAAACCAUCCAGGAACGGCAAAGACAAGCAACUCUUUCCUUUCACUUGCUGCAGGAAAGUUCGACACACUGGGGUGACUCACAGGUGACCAAACCUGGAAUACGAGAGCGGACACCGGCAGCUAAUUUUCUGAUUAACACAGACAGUCACAUGUCAUUGGACAACCAGCCAGACGCCUUUAGUCGGAUGCCGUUCAUGGACCACUGGAAUGCUCCCCGUCCGCAUGUCUCUCUUCGAGAUAUUAUAAAAGAGGAACAGGCUUUACAGGAAAACAUAAAGAAGACCAGACAAAAUCGUGUAGAAGUCGACCGACGUGACGGAGCCACAUUGUUGAAAGAGAACCAGCUGUACUCCCUGUUCCCCUCCAUUGACAGGCAUUUCCUCCAGGACAUCUUCAGAGACCACAAUUACAGCCUGACUCAGACAGAGUUGUUUCUUCGCUCUCUGCUGGAUGAGGAGCCUGUGAAGACAGUAGUUGCCCCAGAAGCUCCUCGGUCCGACUACCACAGAGCAGCCAGCAAGGAGAGGGAAAAGAGACAGAAACCUCUAGAAUCAAUUGUACCAAGCUAUCAGGACACAGAGGACCCCGAGUAUACAGACUUCAGGGCUGAGGCCAAACUGCAGAGGAGCCGACAGCUCGAGAGUUUUGCUAAGGCUGCAGAGGCCUACAAGCAGGGGCGCAAAGAAGUGGCCUCAUUUUAUGCACAGCAGGGACACUUGCACGGCCAUCGGAUGCGUGAGGCCAAUCACCGUGCAGCAGUUCAGAUUUUUGAGAGGGUCAACUCAUCGCUGCUGCCCAAAAACAUCCUGGACCUCCAUGGGCUGCAUGUAGACGAGGCUCGAGAGCAUCUGGCCCGAGUCUUAGAGGACAAAACCGCAGAUUUCGAGCAGGGUCUGUGUCGACCUCAGCUCUCUGUCAUCACAGGAAGAGGGAACCACAGCCAGGGGGGCGUGGCCCGCAUCCGCCCCGCCGUUAUAGACUACCUCACCAGCAAACAAUACAGGUUCACGGAGCCAAAGCCAGGCCUUGUGUUGGUCUCUUUGAAGUGAAAAGAACCAGUUUAUUGGAUUCAGACUACAGCUGCUAUGGAGGACAACUCUUUCUAUAUCCAUCAUUCUCCACGUCUGCGAUGCCCAAAUACAAAUAUUCCAGUCUGUACGGUGUGAUACACUCAGCCUACGUGUCUUACUUCUGUUAGUCAGUUUUGGUAGUUUUAUCUAUAAACUUCCAGAUACAUAAUGUCUGGUUAACUGAGGCUAUAUUCAAUUCAGAUUUUAAUGUUGAAUCUAUUUUUUUCUGUGUUUAUGGAAAAGGACUGCAUUAGUGUGAAACAUAAAAAAAGAAUAAUAUUUUUCUGCAUCUGUAAAGCGAGAAUACAUUGAUACUAUGUUUUAUAUUUAAAAAUAUUUUAGUGUAAAUUUGCCUUUUGUGUAUUUUAAAGAGAGAAAAAUUCCUGUUUGUCAGGCUCCAAGUUAAAUAAGUUGUUGAAUCAUUUGAACAUUUAUUAAUUUGGAAUCAUGUUUGAGCACAUUGUAAAUAUUUUACACAAUUUGAAUCAUGAUCGCUUGAUUCCUGCUUGUAGGUUUCUCUUUGAGGAUUUUAAUUAAUAUAAAACAACUUAUCUGAGACAUAGUUUAACCAUUGUAUUUAAUGUCGGUUAUACAUUUAUUGUUUUGCCAUCACAAAGCCAAAUGCUUAGAACGCCAGCUUGAAACUCCACAGAUGAUCAAAGGCCAGCAACCCCUUGAGUUUGAACCUCCACUGUGAUUCUCGUCUUCGCAGUUGCUUCUGCAACAUUAUACUCUUCGUUUACUUUUGUGUAAGUCCAAACAAAGUUUAGUUGCUAAUACAUUGAUAUUUAAACUCAGGUGACCAUUUAAUAAUUCAAAGUUUUUCGUCUUUUUCAAGACCGGUUGAUUGUUUCUGGCCUGGUAGCUUUUUAAAACACAUUGUGCCAAAUUUUGUAGCAGCUGUGUUGCUAAUAUUGCUACAUUAGUUUUGUAAACUUAAAAUCUUUUCUGUUUUUUUUCUACCUGUGUAAUAUUUUUUUUUAAUAAAAGUGUAACAAAGGUGUUAACAAAUUUUACUGACUGUACAGAAUGUUGUGAGCUCAAGAAAUAUGACAAGAAUAUUGUAUUUUUUAGCCAUUUGAUGGUAAGGUUUUACAGAGCAUAAAAUAUGGUGGAAUAAAAUCCUAUUUGUUUACA
Molecule: messenger RNA, 6821 nt
Organism: Amphiprion ocellaris (clown anemonefish)
Lineage: Eukaryota; Metazoa; Chordata; Actinopteri; Pomacentridae
Gene: n4bp2
Product: NEDD4 binding protein 2
Exons: 16
Coding region: 237-5663 (1808 amino acids)
Molecular function (GO): ubiquitin binding
Source: RefSeq, a predicted model, not a curated record